This is a messenger RNA of Colletotrichum paranaense, 744 nucleotides long. RefSeq lists its product as uncharacterized. Bases 1 to 744 code for a protein of 247 amino acids. The record is from RefSeq and is a predicted model, not a curated record. The transcript has a single exon. Lineage: Eukaryota; Fungi; Ascomycota; Sordariomycetes; Glomerellales; Glomerellaceae.
AUGGCACGCCAGGGCAAUGUAAAAACGGCCUCCUCAGGCUCGGCCGCGGCAAUGGGCUCAUCCUCCACGGAUCCCACGUCCGCACCCUCCCCGCGCGACCGCAUUAUGACGCACAUGAACCGCGACCACCAGCGCGAGCUCUCCCUUUACCUGCGCCACUACGCUGGCCUCAGCCGCUCCGCCGCCUCGUCGCCGUGGCUCAAGGAUUGUACCUUCGAAGGCAUGACCAUCGCGGCUGGCGGGCUCGGCGGCAAGGAGUUCUUCAUCGAAUUCAAGCCGGCCCUCACGGCGUGGGAGGACGUGCGGCCCGCCGUCGUGGAGAUGGCGCGCGCGUCGCAGCAGGCGCUGGGGUACAGCGACAUCACCGUCGGGCACUUUGCGCCGCCGCAGGGCUUUGACGUGGUUGUGUUUGGGGCCGUUGCGUUCUACUUUGUCUGCUGGCUCACGCUUGGGUUUGUGCUGCCCGGCACGCCGAUCUGGUCCUUCCUCCAGACCGCGUUCCCCGGCGGCCCAAGGUUCUAUCGGUGGUUGGUCAAGGCCAUAUUUCUGCCCGUCUUGGGAAUCCACCUGAGCGAGUGCUAUUGGUUUCACCGCACGAGGCUUCACAGGCACGGCAUCGAGUUUGGAACGGGCUUGUGGUGGACGUGGAUCGGAAGUCUGUUCUUUGAGGGACUUCCUGGCUUCUGGAGGUUCGAUGGCAUUGUCGCGGCCAAGAGGCAGGAGAAGGAGAGCAAGAGCCACUGA